AUGGAUCCAUAUGAUGUGCAAUAUGCCCCUGGAGUACCAGCAGAGGACUCAACAAUGGGGUCGCCCGCUGAGCAACCACAAAUGAAAGAGGAGCCAAAAUCAAACCGAGUUCGGUGGAGGUACGAGAUACCACCAAGAGAUCCAGCCCUUCCUCCCAGGACUCGGAAGCCGAAGGCAGAAAUUUUUAUCGAUUAUUCAACUCGUCGUUCAAGUAAAGACGGUGGGAAGGAUACGGAAACUAAAAGAAGAAAGAAUCGGAAGACCCGUCGGAAGGUUACGGAGAGCUCUGGAAAUGUGGCUGAGCUUUCCCACGACCAUCACACUCGACCAGAAGACGAAGACGAAAGCACGGAACCACCUGUGGACGGAAUUUCGAGUGACGGUCCUCGAUUCCGAGAUUUCGUUCCCGAGCUCAUGGAGAGCAGGACUCGCUCUGCUGGAUUGAAUUCAAGCGGGAAUGCACCUCAACCACUUCCACCAGCGCGCAGACUGAGAGCUCCGAAAAGAAAGCAAGCUGCUCAGGGAAGAGGAGCAAAAAGGAAUGCGCAAGACCAAGUUGAGGAAGAUCCUGAUGGAGCUCCAACUCCCGCACCAGGUGCCGUUGUUGCUCGACUCGGCGGACCGGAAGGGAUUGUUCUGAUUCCAAGAGAUGAGAAUAUGGGUCCGGUGUCAGCAAAUGAGAAUCGUCCAAUCGAGCCAAGUAUUGGAGGAAAUGCAGAAAACGGUCAAGAUGCUCCAAAUAAUGACCAAAAUGAUCAAGAACCAGCGCCACCUCAGCGAAACAGGAAUCAAGAAGAAGACAGCCAUGAUGUUGAGCUAACGGAUGCUCCAUAUGAUGGCCAAAAUGCUCAAUAUGACCCGAGACUCGAUUUUGAGCAACAUUUGCAGCAUGAAAACCAAGUUAUGGAGCAAACAGUUGAAGAAGAUGGUGCCCAGCACGCUCAAGAUCCCGCACCCCCAGUUCAAGUUGCUGAAAAUCAAGUUGCUGGAAAUAAGCAGAAACAGCCAUCUAGAGCAUUUCGAUACAGAGAUCCACAUCUCGAAGAAGAGACUGAAGAAGAUGACGAGUUUGUGGGCACUGAAAUUGGUAACCAAGCGGUUGGCAACCAACUAUUCGCACAAUUCCUGGAACCAGGAACUGGAAAUGAGCAGAGGGAGCAGCCAUCGGGAGCUGUAACACAUGCACUUGGUGUCGUGGGGCAACAAACGCAAGGUGAGGUUCUUUUGAUGGAGCAGCCACCACACGUCCAAGCUCCAGCUCCACCACCUCAGCAAAACUGGAACCAAGUUGUGCGACUUCAAGAACCCGCACCACUUCGGUUCUCUGGCUCAGUGGUACACCCAGUUCAAGCUGUUGAGAAUCAAGCUCCGGGAGUAGUUGCCGGAAAUGAGAAUCUUUCGUUGGAUCAGCAAUUGGGAGCUGGAGCCCUUGCGCUUGGUUUCGAGACACAGCACCAGCAAGACAAUCAGUUGGCGGAUCGUAUCCAGGCUCUACCUCCACCACCCCCGCAAAACUGGAACCCAGCUAUGGACGGUGCUGAAGAUGUGAAUGUCGAUCUCAAACCAACAGAUCUCGCAUACGCAGUUGGUCGUCAGCCGAAUGCCGACAUCAAAGUUGAAGUUGAGGAGCACGGACUCUUUGAUAUGGAUCAUCUAGCUCUUGGCAACGUGGUGGGAGAAGUGGGAGAGGUGGACGAGGAAGAUGUCGUUCUUGAAGACGUCCCUCCAAGAAAUAUGGACGAUGACGACGAGAUCAUCGUUGUUCUCGACGGGCAUGUGUCAGCCGACCGAAAGCUGACUGAUGCUCAGCUCCAGGAUCCAAAAAGAGCAGUGCCAGGAGAGCUGAGAACGGAUCCGGAUGAAAUCGUUAAAUUCAAUGCUCCAUUCGAAAUAAGUCAAGCCUUCAACAUCAAAUUAUGGAAUAAGUCGAAUCGACGGAUCGCCUUCAAAUUGAUCACCGACUCGAACCUCCUCGAAUUCCAUCCUCCCUUUGGAAUUGUGGAGGGACAAGGAGGACGAAUCUUCGUCAAAAUUGAGACAAAAGUCUUCAAAUUCCGUCAAGGAUUCAGUGAUCGGAUCCUUAUCGAGUGGAUGAAUGGGCCUCGUCAUGGAGAUGUGGAGCCGAACUACUUCAUGGAAGGAGGAAUGAAGAAUUCGAAGCCGUUAACUGUGGAGUACAGUAGAUAA
This is a messenger RNA of Caenorhabditis remanei, 2187 nucleotides long. RefSeq lists its product as uncharacterized. Lineage: Eukaryota; Metazoa; Nematoda; Chromadorea; Rhabditida; Rhabditidae. The transcript has 14 exons. The record is from RefSeq and is a predicted model, not a curated record. Bases 1 to 2187 code for a protein of 728 amino acids.